This is a messenger RNA of Anguilla rostrata (American eel), 1304 nucleotides long. It is a transcript of the gene thyn1, whose product is annotated as thymocyte nuclear protein 1. The transcript is spliced from 8 exons. Gene Ontology annotation, cellular component: nucleus. The record is from RefSeq and is a predicted model, not a curated record. Lineage: Eukaryota; Metazoa; Chordata; Actinopteri; Anguilliformes; Anguillidae. Bases 145 to 831 code for a protein of 228 amino acids.
GGGUAAGAAUAUGGCGUCUGUACGUGUUGCUGCGAUUUAUAAGUGGCAGCAAAAGACAGUUUAGCUGCUUUGCUUGUGCAUUAAAAGCCAAAGCCGAAGCCCGAGAUUAGCAAGCAGAUUUUGACAGACUUAAAGUUAACUAACAUGCCACCCAAGAAGAGGGCCCGAGGUAGACCUGUGAAGCCAACUGCAGAACAUGGUGAAUCAUGUGCAGAUGAUAUCACAGAGGAGGCUGUCAAUCCGAAGAGGAAGACAUCAAAUGCAAAGGGUUCUGUGAAGAAUAAGGCAGAUGCACCAGCUGAUAAAAUUCUCCAUAGUUUCUGGCUGAUGAAGUCUGAACCAGAGAGCCGGUUUGAAAAUGGAAUUGAUGUGAAGUUUGGAAUUGAGGACCUGAAGGCUCUACCCAAUCAAACGGGAUGCUGGGAUGGAGUUAGAAACUACCAGGCUCGAAAUUUCAUGAGGGACAUGAAGGUUGGCCAACAAGCGUUCUUUUAUCACAGUAACUGCAAAGAACCUGGAAUUGCUGGGCUAAUGAAGAUUGUUAAGGAGGCCUACGUGGACCACACCCAGUUUGACAAGAAAGAUGCUCAUUACGAUGCCUCCAGCAAGCAAGACAACCCCAAAUGGUCUAUGGUGGACGUGCAGUUUGAGAGGAUGCUACGUCGCUUCAUUCCGCUGUCUGAGCUGAAGAAAAUGCACCUGCAGCACAAGGCCAAAGGCGGGGCUCUGAAGGACAUGGCCCUGUUCACCAGGGCCCGACUCUCAGUGCAGCCACUCACCAGGGAAGAAUUUGAUUUUGUCCUGAGCCUGGAAGACAAAGAACCUCUUUGAAUGUUCCUUUUCAUCACAUCUGCAGAAGACUCUGCUGUCUUUGGCACUCAGAUCCACCUGGUUUGGAUUGAUAUCUCAGCCAGGUGUGGUAAUGCCAGAUGAAGACCAGUGGGCCUUAUUUACGUUCAUAAGAAAACUGAGCUUUUGUGCUGUCGCAUUGCAUAGCUAGGCUUUGUAAAUCUGUACAUAGUAACACAAGCAUUUUGCAUUUCAGACCUUUGUGGAGGUAAUUUUACCAGAUUCUUUAUAGUAACCAGAUUAAACUACAGCAACUAUAAGCUUCUGUAUUCAUUCCUGUACUUCUUGGCGAUAGUAGGUAGGUUUCGGUUGGUGAUCAGAAGAGGCAUGCCUAUGGAUGGAACAUCUGUUGCCAUGGUAUUUAAAUAGGUCACACUGUUUAGUAAAUAUUAAGGCAACAAACUGAAACAUUUCAGUUUUGCCAGUAGACACGGAAUGUUAGGUGUUGAAACGUU